AUGAUGGACAUCUGUGGGCUGAAAUCAACCCACAACAAAGAGUUUCUGAGAAGGCUAUCUGCAGGUUUCUCUGAGGAUAGGUCCUUAUUCAGCAUGCGAUUCAACACAGAAUUUCUUCGAAGUCUAACUGGUCUUAUUUUUGUCCUCGUUUGUGUCAUGAACUAUAGCUCAAAUCUUCAAAUUGCUGUAGAUGUAGUUAAGAUUGAUGGAUGGGCAGACAGAGAUGAAGUCAUUGAAGGUUAUGAGGUGGAAGCCAACGGGGGAAUCACGAUAAAGCUGCAGUCUCCAGAGGUCAGGUCAUUUGAUGAUUAUUUCCUGAAACUGAGGCUGGACACUAACACGAGGAAUCCCUGGUUCCCUGAGUUCUGGCAACAUCGGUUCCAGUGCCGCCUUCCAGGACACCUUCUGGAAAAUCCCAACUUUAAACGAAUCUGCACAGGCAAUGAAAGCUUAGAAGAAAACUAUGUCCAGGACAGUAAGAUGGGGUUUGUCAUCAAUGCCAUCUAUGCCAUGGCACAUGGGCUGCAGAACAUGCACCAUGCCCUCUGCCCUGGCCAUGUGGGCCUCUGCGAUGCCAUGAAGCCCAUCGACGGCAGCAAGCUCCUGGACUUCCUCAUCAAGUCCUCAUUCAUCGGCGUAUCUGGAGAGGAGGUGUGGUUUGAUGAGAAAGGAGAUGCUCCUGGAAGGUAUGAUAUCAUGAAUCUGCAGUACACUGAAGCUAAUCGCUAUGACUAUGUUCACGUUGGAACCUGGCAUGAAGGAGUGCUGAACAUUGAUGAUUACAAAAUCCAGAUGAACAAGAGUGGAAUGGUGCGGUCUGUGUGCAGUGAGCCUUGCUUAAAAGGCCAGAUUAAGGUUAUACGGAAGGGAGAAGUGAGUUGCUGUUGGAUUUGCACGGCCUGCAAAGAGAACGAAUAUGUGCAAGAUGAGUUCACCUGCAAAGCUUGUGACUUGGGAUGGUGGCCCAAUGCAGAUCUAACAGGCUGUGAGCCCAUUCCUGUCCGCUAUCUUGAGUGGAGCAACAUCGAAUCCAUCAUAGCCAUCGCCUUCUCAUGCCUGGGAAUCCUUGUUACCUUGUUUGUCACCCUAAUCUUUGUACUGUACCGGGACACACCAGUGGUCAAAUCCUCCAGUCGGGAGCUCUGCUACAUCAUUCUAGCUGGCAUCUUCCUUGGUUAUGUGUGCCCAUUCACUCUCAUUGCCAAACCUACUAUCACUUCCUGCUACCUCCAGCGCCUCUUGGUUGGCCUCUCCUCUGCGAUGUGCUACUCUGCUUUAGUGACUAAAACCAAUCGCAUUGCACGCAUCCUGGCUGGCAGCAAGAAGAAGAUCUGCACCCGGAAGCCCAGGUUCAUGAGUGCCUGGGCUCAGGUGAUCAUUGCCUCAAUUCUGAUUAGUGUGCAACUCACCCUGGUGGUAACCCUGAUCAUCAUGGAGCCCCCUAUGCCCAUUCUAUCCUACCCAAGUAUCAAGGAAGUCUACCUUAUCUGCAAUACCAGCAACCUGGGUGUGGUGGCACCUUUGGGCUACAAUGGACUCCUCAUCAUGAGCUGUACCUACUAUGCCUUCAAGACCCGCAAUGUGCCCGCCAACUUCAACGAGGCCAAAUAUAUUGCCUUCACCAUGUACACCACCUGUAUCAUCUGGCUAGCUUUUGUGCCCAUUUACUUUGGGAGCAACUACAAGAUCAUCACAACUUGCUUUGCAGUGAGUCUCAGUGUAACAGUGGCUCUGGGGUGCAUGUUCACUCCCAAGAUGUACAUCAUUAUUGCCAAGCCUGAGAGGAAUGUCCGCAGUGCCUUCACCACCUCUGAUGUUGUCCGCAUGCAUGUUGGCGAUGGCAAGCUGCCCUGCCGCUCCAACACUUUCCUCAACAUCUUUCGAAGAAAGAAGGCAGGGACAGGGAAUGCCAAUUCUAAUGGCAAGUCUGUGUCAUGGUCUGAACCAGGUGGAGGACAGGUGUCCAAGGGACAGCACAUGUGGCACCGCCUCUCUGUGCACGUGAAGACUAAUGAGACGGCCUGCAACCAAACAGCCGUCAUCAAGCCCCUCACUAAAAGUUACCAAGGCUCUGGCAAGAGCCUUACCUUUUCGGAUACCAGCACCAAGACCCUUUACAACGUGGAGGAGGAGGAGGAUGCCCAGCCGGUUCGCUUUAGCCCUCCUGGCAGCCCUUCCAUGGUGGUGCACAGGCGCGUUCCAAGCGCGGCGACCACUCCGCCUCUGCCGCCCCACCUGACCUCAGAGGAGACUCCCCUCUUCCUGGUUGACCCAGCCCUCCCCAAGGGCUUGCCCCCUCCUCUCCAGCAGCAGCAGCAGCCCCCCCCUCCACAGCAGAAAUCGCUAAUGGACCAGUUCCAGGGAGUGGUCAGCAACUUCAGCACUGUGAUCCCGGAUUUUCACGCGGUGCUGGCAGGCCCCGGGGGUCCCGGGAACGGGCUGCGGUCCCUGUACCCGCCCCCGCCACCCCCGCAGCACCUGCAGAUGCUGCCGCUGCAGCUGAGCACCUUCGAGGAGGAGCUGGUCUCCCCGCCCGCGGACGACGACGACGACAGCGAGAGGUUUAAGCUCCUCCAGGAGUACGUGUAUGAGCACGAGCGGGAAGGGAACACGGAAGAAGACGAACUGGAAGAGGAGGAGGAGGACCUGCAGGCGGCCAGCAAACUGACCCCGGAGGAUUCGCCUGCGCUGACGCCUCCGUCGCCUUUUCGCGACUCGGUGGCCUCGGGCAGCUCGGUGCCCAGCUCCCCCGUGUCCGAGUCGGUGCUCUGCACCCCUCCCAACGUGUCCUACGCCUCCGUCAUUCUGCGGGACUACAAGCAAAGCUCUUCCACCCUGUAGAGGGGAAGGGUCGACAUAGAAAAGCAAGACAAGCCAGAGAGCUCCUACACCUCCAGAGAUGUGCGAACAGCUGUGGGGAGAAACCUGGGAGUGGGGGACCUUGCCGGGAGGAGAGGAGGAGACCGCUGCUGCUGCUGCCGCCUUAAGUAAGAAGAGAGGGAAGGACACCAAGCAAAAAAUGCUCCAGGUCAGGAUUCGGAUUCUUGAAUUACUCAAAGCCUUCUCUGGAAAGAAAGGGAAUUCUGACAAAGCACAAUUCCGUAUGGUAUAUAACUUUUAUCACAAAUCAAUAAUAAUGACAUCACAAACAUAAUCUCCUCUUUUGCACAAUUGUGCAUAGAUAUGUAUAUGCCCCCACACACUGGGCCAUGCUUGCUAAGGAACAGCCUACGUGGACAUGCCAGUCGGAUCAUGAGUUCGCCUGAUGGCAUUCGGAGUGAGUUGGUGGAGCCGGACAGAGCAGGUGCGCGGAGGGGAAGGGCCCAGGCCAGACCCAUCCCAAACGGAUGAUGGGAUGAUGGGACAGCAGCUCCUUGCUCAGAAACCCUUCUCUCCCCUGGGCUGACUAGACUCCUCAUCUUCAGGAGACUCAGGAACGGAGCUGCACAGGGGUCUCUCUUCAUCCACUGCAAUCCAUCCAGUGCCAGCUUUGAGACUGCACUUGAAGAAAGGUGCAUGGAUCCCCUGCUGCUCUGCGGAUGUCCUUUAUUUAGGAAAACAGGAAUAAGAGCAAAAUUAUCACCAAAAAGUGCUUCAUCAGACGUGCUACAGGAGGAAGGAGCUAGAAAUAGGACAGUCCAUCAGCAUGGGACUUUGAAAAAAAAACCACAUGAUCAGCUUCUCAUGUUCCAUAUUCACUUAUUGGCGAUUUGGGGAAAAGGCCAGAAGAAGAGAUUAUUUCGAGAGUGGCGGGAACCCUUUUGUGGAUGAACUUGUGUUUGUGCCAAACGGGCUUUCCAUUGACCUUCAAUUAAAGAACAAACCAUGUGGCAAAAUUGUUACCCUUCCACUUACUGUAGCAAAUAAUACCUACCAGUUGAACUUCUAAGAUGCGUAUAUGUACAAUUUGGUGCCAUUAUUUCUCCUACGUAUUACAGAAACAAAUCCAUCUUUGAAUCUAAUGAUGUACUCAUAGCAACUAUUACUGGUUUAAAUGACAAAUAAUUCUAUCCUAUUGUCACUGAAGUCCUUGUAACUAGCGAGUGAAUGUGUUCCUGUGUCCUUGUAUAUGUGCGAUCGUAAAAUUUGUGCAAAGUAAUGUCAAAUUGACCUGUCAAUGUCAACCUAGUAGUCAAUCUAACUGCAAUUAGAAAUUGUCUUUUGAAUAUACUCUAUAUAUUUUUUAUGUUCCAAUAAUGUUUUAUACAUCAUUGUCAUCAAUAUCUACAGAAGCUCUUCGAAGGUUUGAAUACUAUAGCUCAAUGUUUUCAUACGUGGCUUGGAUAGACAUUUUUCUUCUAAGAUGGAACUUAUUUUUCAGAUAUUUUCUGAUGUGGAGACAUGUUAUUAAUGAAGUGGUUUGAAAAUUUGUUAUAUUAAAAGUGCACAAAAACUGAGAGUGAAAAUAAACGGUACAUUUUAUAAGCUUGCACACAUUAUUAAAACAUAAGAUUGAACAAAGCAUUUAGAUUAUUCCAAGCUAUAUUAGGUUUUUUUUUUAAGAUUUUCCACAGCUAUUUGAGCGUCUAACAUACAGUAACAUCUAACUCAGCUCAUAAUUUGUAAAAUCUUUAUCAAUCACAUUUUGCCUUCUUUUAAUUUUUAUGUUCAUGGACUUUUAUUCCUGUAUCUUUGCUGUCAUAACUUUUUGUUUCUGUUAUUUGCUGUUGUGUAAUAUCCACUGACAUGUAAUCCACUUAUUCCAUCUUUACCAUCCCUUUUUAUCCCCAAUAAAAGGAUUUUUCUUGCUGUUUUGAUUUCUUCUAUUAUUUGUGGAAUGAAUUCAACCCCCCUUAAAUAUCUUUGUUUAUGCCUUACGUUCAGUCACAUUUUAAUAUGCUUCCUUCAUAUUGAAGCUGCUGAUUUCUCAGCCAAAAAUCAUCUUAGAAUCUUUAAAUAUCCACUGCAUCAUUUGUUCAGAAUUUAACAUCCACUCCAAUGUUGGAAGCUUGUAUUUCUUAUACUUCUACUGCCAAGUUUAGUCAGUUCCACACCAAGAAUGAACUGCAUUUCCUUUAAAAAUGAUUUUAAAACACCUUUAUUAUAAAGAUCUCAUGACCAAGAUGUGGACUUCGGUUUCAUGUUUUCAUUGUAAGAAAGCAGACAGAGGAAAAUCAAUGGCUCCAGUGAUUAAUAGAUGGGUUUUUAGUAAUUGACAAAUUCAUGAGGGAAAGCAUAUGAUCUCUAUUAGUGAAUCAUGUUUAUUUUUUACUCUUAAUGCCACUAAUAUACAUCUCUAAUAUCACAGGGCUUGUGCAUUCAGAUUUUUUAAAAAUUAGAAUAGAUAAGGAAAACUUAUAUUCAAGUAUAAGAUGAUAUUAGGUUGGUCUAAGACAUUUGGUGAACAUGUUCAUUCAACUGUGAUCACUUUAUUACUCUGAAUGCCUAUGAUUAUCAUGAUUACGGGGUCUCCUGAAUAAAUAGAGUAUUAGUCCUUAUGUCAUCAUUGUUCAAAAUUGGAGACAUACACAUACAUACCCUAUACCAAGAGGGCCGAAACUCUUCACCUUAAUGUAUGUGCUGAUACAAGUUGUUCAGCUUCUUGUAAAUGUGUUUUCCUUUGGCCUGUUACUGCCUUUUGUCAAAUAAUCUAGAUAACACUGUAUAAUAAAUAUUUUCUAUUUGUUAAA
Molecule: messenger RNA, 5630 nt
Organism: Rhinopithecus roxellana (golden snub-nosed monkey)
Lineage: Eukaryota; Metazoa; Chordata; Mammalia; Primates; Cercopithecidae
Gene: GRM1
Product: glutamate metabotropic receptor 1
Exons: 8
Coding region: 1-2841 (946 amino acids)
Biological process (GO): regulation of synaptic transmission, glutamatergic; G protein-coupled glutamate receptor signaling pathway
Cellular component (GO): postsynaptic density membrane
Molecular function (GO): G protein-coupled receptor activity involved in regulation of postsynaptic membrane potential; adenylate cyclase inhibiting G protein-coupled glutamate receptor activity
Source: RefSeq, a predicted model, not a curated record